GCUCCGGAUGUUCCGCAGCCCCGGCCGCUCACGGGUGGAGGGUCCUGGGGCCUAGGACAGUGCUCUGGAGAGGGAGGCGCUGGCGGGCCGUGGAGCGGCCGGGUCUGGGGCCGCGAGGCGCGCGGGGGUGGGCGCUGCAGCCGCGGGUUGUUUAUCCGGAGUACGGAGGGGAGGGGGGAGCCUGGAAACCGCCCCGUGUCCCAUUUCCUCCUCUUGUUUUCGCUCCGGAUUCUCCAUGUUGGACCCAAACUGAGGAGCCCGGAGCUGCUGCCGGGGGAUCGGGGCCGGGGGCACCCGGGGGAGCCGCUGCCCGGGCCGCCUGCCCUCCAUACAGGCCGCCUCCCUUCCCGGCCCAGGGAGGAAACGAGAGCAGGGAUGUGAACAGCUGUGGGAGUCCGAGUCUCGGGAGCCGGAGCCGGAGCGGGCCCCCGCCCAGGCCCCCCAGCCCAGCCCAGCCUGCGCGCCCGCCGGUCCUCCCGCCCAGCCAGCCCGGGCCCGCGGGAUUGUUAGAUGGAACACGGCUCCAUCAUCACCCAGGCGCGGAGGGAAGACGCCCUGGUGCUCACCAAGCAAGGCCUGGUCUCCAAGUCCUCUCCUAAGAAACCCCGUGGACGGAACAUCUUCAAGGCCUUUUUCUGCUGUUUUCGCACCCAGCAUGUUGGCCAGUCAAGCUCCUCCACUGAGCUCUCCGCAUACAAAGAGGAAGCCAACACCAUUGCUAAGUCGGAUCUGCUCCACUGUCUCCAGUACCAAUUUUAUCAGAUCCCAGGGACCUGCCUGCUCCCAGAGGUGACAGAGGAAGAUCAAGGAAGGAUCUGCGUGGUCAUUGACUUGGAUGAAACCCUUGUGCAUAGCUCCUUUAAGCCAAUCAACAAUGCCGACUUCAUAGUGCCUGUAGAAAUUGAGGGGACCACGCACCAGGUGUAUGUGCUCAAGAGGCCUUACGUGGAUGAGUUCCUGAGACGAAUGGGGGAACUCUUUGAAUGUGUGCUCUUCACUGCCAGCCUGGCCAAGUACGCCGACCCAGUGACGGAUCUGCUGGACAGGUGCGGCGUGUUCCGGGCCCGCCUGUUCCGGGAGUCCUGCGUGUUCCACCAGGGCUGCUAUGUCAAGGACCUCAGCCGCCUGGGAAGGGACCUGAGGAAAACCCUCAUUCUGGACAACUCGCCCGCCUCGUACAUCUUCCACCCAGAGAAUGCGGUGCCCGUGCAGUCUUGGUUUGAUGACAUGGCAGACACUGAGCUGCUGAACCUGAUCCCGAUCUUUGAGGAGCUGAGCGGAGCAGAGGAUGUCUACACCAGCCUUGGGCAGCUGCGGGCCCCUUAGCCUUCCCUGCUUCUGAGCAAUGGCCCUCCCAGUAGGGGACUUUCCUACACUGUGCCUUUAUGAUCAGCCUGAUGGAGCAGAAGCUGGAGCAUCUCACCAAAUGGGGCCUGGAAAAGAAGUGAUUGGAAAGGGCUUUAGGACAGGAUAGAUGCGGAGUGGGCACAUACCAGACCAACGACACCCAGAGCUGCCUGCUCUCUGAGUUGGGUUCCCAAAUGUGUGUGUGUGUCUGUCUGUGUCUGUGUGUCUCGCCCUGAACUGUGGCCCCAGGAUGUAAGUGUUUAGGUGGAGGGAGAAACUGAGAGAUCGAGACUCCCCAAGUUAGUCUGCCUCCUCGCCAGUCACCCUGAGAACCCCCGAACUGGUAGGGACGGAAACUGUCGAAGGCUCUGUUGCCAAACCUAUGGCCUUUCCUCGGUGUUACAAGGCUCAUGCCAAGGAGAAAGGGCGAAUCAGAGGCUGCCUUCAGGUGUCCCAGGCACACCCCUUUCUGAAACCUUUCUCCAGCCAGCUACUGCAGACCGAACGACAUUUCUAGAAAGGUGAGAGCUUGUUUCCAGAACCAGCAGCCCCAGCGGCCAUCACGUCCAUGGUCUGAGGGCUGCCCUUGCCUCCAGUCGAGUGCCUGGCAUGGGCUCCGUCUGUGUCUCCCCACGGCCUGGGCGCCGGGCCUGCCUUCCUCACUACCUAGCCAUAGUCUUGAACCUGGGGGGAAGGACGUCUUCUCCCUGCCCUGGAAGAAGACAGAUAACAUUUCCGUUCUUUGGACUCUGUUUUAAAAUUCUCUUUCUAAACCUGGAGUGUUGGGCCUGUUCUGUUUCUGACAAAGCUGCAGUCCCGGGCCUGAGAUGAAUGUGGGAGGCCCUAGUGGUGCAGGGGGGAGGAAAACCCCCAAACCAUGAGUGUGUGUGUCCCGUUGGCUUGUAGAUGAGCUGAGCAUGGGACUGCGUCCCUAAGUCUGCUCUUCAGGGAUUCUCUGCUGGUGCUGGUGCGAGCACUUCUGUUCCAAAGUCCAGGAAGGGCGCUCCGAGCCCGGCCCCUCCUGUUUCUUGGGCAGGGCUCGUUCCUGUUGUCUCCCCCAGGGCCUGGCUUGUGCCUCUCAUGCCCUGCUCGCGUCUGGUCCUCCCGCGCUGUUGCUGUUCUGCUCCAGGGCCUCAGAGGCACUCCUGCUUUUCCUGGGCUCAGGGCAGUGGGUGUUCUCAUCCUUUCCUUUGCCACCCUAAUACACAUGCGUCCUGCCUCCCUUAGCAGGUGUGAGCGAGCCCUUUCCACACCUGCGCUUUGCGUGUCUCUCGCUUUCAGAAUUUCGUAGUGAAUGCUUU
Odobenus rosmarus divergens (Pacific walrus) is the source of this 2648-nucleotide messenger RNA. It is a transcript of the gene CTDSP2, whose product is annotated as CTD (carboxy-terminal domain, RNA polymerase II, polypeptide A) small phosphatase 2. Bases 511 to 1326 code for a protein of 271 amino acids. The record is from RefSeq and is a predicted model, not a curated record. The transcript has 8 exons. Gene Ontology annotation, molecular function: RNA polymerase II CTD heptapeptide repeat phosphatase activity. Lineage: Eukaryota; Metazoa; Chordata; Mammalia; Carnivora; Odobenidae.